UGCCCCUAUCUUUGCACACCCUCCAAUAAAACAAACUUUUCUUUUAACCCCUAAAAUCCUUCUCUAAUUGCAAUUUUACCCUCUUUUUUGUUCUUUAUUGUCACUCUCCCAUUUUUACACUCAAACACAACUCCAUAGGCGCGCGCUCAGCACAUAUAUUCUCUGACUCAUAAUUUCUGCACUUUACCUUUUAGUUUACUUCAUGUCCAAAACAUUCUCUUCGUCGGCUCCGGCCACCGCGCCGCUCACGAUUAAACCGGAACAUUACUCUCACAGUCCUGUCCACUACGCUGUCGUUUUAGGUGAUCACACUACUCUUUCGAGGCUUGUUUCUUCACUCCCUCGUUUAUCCGAUCCGUCUCUGAUCCAUAAUGAGUCCGACUCACUCAAUCAAGAACGAGUCGCCGAUAAGAUUUCUGGUGUACUUGACCGGAGAGAUGUUCCCUACCGGGAAACGCCACUUCAUCUCGCUGUACGGUUAAACGACUUAUUUGCUGCGCGUGCACUCGCUGCUGCUGGCGCUGACGUGUCACUUCAAAAUUCAGCUGGUUGGAAUCCUCUCCAAGAAGCUCUAUGUCGCCGGAGCUCUGAAAUCGCUUCAAUUCUCCUCCGUCUCCAUCACCGCUCAGCCUGGGAGAAAUGGCGCCGAAGGCUGCCACGUGUCACCGCCGUACUUCGCAGAAUGAGAGACUUUUACAUGGAAAUUUCAUUCCAUUUCGAAAGCUCAGUCAUUCCAUUCGUCGGAAAAAUCGCUCCGUCGGACACUUACAAAAUCUGGAAACGCGACGCUAAUCUUCGAGCCGACACUUCAUUAGCUGGCUUCGACGGCUUAAAAAUUCAACGAGCAGAUCAAAGCUUCCUCUUCCUCGGCGACGGCGAUCAAAACUACAACGUUCCAUCAGGUUCAUUGCUUGUACUCAACCGCGACGAACAAAAAAUCUUCGACGCUUUUGAAAAUGCAGGAGCUCCGAUGAGCGACUCCGAAAUUUCCGGAUUCUGCUCACAAACAAGCGUUUACCGCCCCGGAAUGGACGUUACAAAAGCGGAACUGGUCGGUCGGACAAAUUGGAGAAGACAGGAGAAGACUGAGUCAGUCGGAGAAUGGAAAGCUAAAGUAUACGAAGUCCAUAACGUCGUUUUCAGCUUCCGUUCACGUAAAGUUGCUAAUGAAAACGACGUAGCCGGAAGCGAACAAGUUUUGCCGUUAGAAUUAGACGAAGACGACGACGGAUUCUUAGUAGCUGAAAAUCCGAGUUUUGCAUUCAACAAUAACACUAAUAAUGACCGGAGAAGACAUAGUAGUUUCGUUAGAGAAGAGAGGGAGUGGAUAACCGUCGGUAGAAAAAGCGUCGACAUAAUUCCUUCGUCAUCGAUGUCAAAGCCGCCGAGGAGAUCGUCGGUUGCUUUAGCGCCGACUCCACCGACGAAGGAGAAGGAAUACAUGAAGAGUUUACGGCCGUCAAUUUGGUUGACUGAGCAAUUUCCGUUAAAGACGGAGGAGUUACUGCCGUUACUUGAUAUUUUGGCAAGUAAAGUUAAGGCGGUGAGACGGAUGCGAGAAUUGCUGACUACGAAAUUCCCGGCGGGGAGUUUUCCGAUAAAGUUGGCGAUUCCGGUGGUACCAACGGUGAGAGUAAUAAUAACAUUCACAAAGUUCGUCGAGCUACCGCCAACUGAACAAUUCUACACUCCACUUUCAAGUCCGAGGCAUUUCGGUAACGUCGGAGGAAAAUCCGUUGAGAAUGAUACAAGAUCGACUGGCUGGCUGAGGCGAAACGACAGCCAGUCUGCAAGCAAACGGCAACAACAAGAAGCGGAUCCAUUUGCUAUACCUAGUGGAUAUAAAUGGUCAAAUGCUGAUGAUAAAUCUAACAAAUUGAAAAAAACUAAGUCAGUAAAGAAAUCUAAGUAAUUUUGUUAUUUGUAUUUACUUAAGAAGAGGAAAAUAGAAGAUUUUCAAGUAGGUGAAUGAAAGAAAGGAUUAAUUAACCUUAGUUGAUCAUGGAUUUGUAAGUGUUUUUGGAAUUUGCAAAAUAGUUUUGAUAGAUAUAAUACAAAUUUCUUAUCCAAUCAUGGGUACUUGAAGAUGAA
This is a messenger RNA of Mercurialis annua (annual mercury), 2091 nucleotides long. RefSeq lists its product as uncharacterized. Lineage: Eukaryota; Viridiplantae; Streptophyta; Magnoliopsida; Malpighiales; Euphorbiaceae. The transcript has 2 exons. The record is from RefSeq and is a predicted model, not a curated record. Bases 203 to 1912 code for a protein of 569 amino acids. Gene Ontology annotation, cellular component: cytoplasm. Gene Ontology annotation, molecular function: protein binding.